UUUAAAGUCUAUGCCAUCCUUGUUAGGCGGGAUUAUGAAUAAUACCACGUACCAAAAAUGGCGCUAGUUGCUUAGCCUGACUUGAUGUGCAGCAUGCUUAAUACAUACGUACACUAUUCGAAGUCGAUCUUCCCGUUCGUUAUGCAUUAGAUGUACUUUGCUGAAGUCAACUAACGAAUUGCUUGUCAUUCAGUCAUCAUUUGGAAUUGCUGGGGGCAAUAUCUUAGUUUCAAUUUACGCGUAAUGAAGCGCUGAGUGUGACUUCUCAAGAGAAGCUUUCUUUCCGAUAUCAAAAUGAGAGUUUGGACACAGAUUUUUGGAGCAUUGGCGGCCAGUUUAACGGCUGCAUCCACGGGCUCAGCAGUGAGUUUCUCGGCCAUUCUGAUCCAUCAGCUACGAGAUGACGAAGAUAUUCAACUGGACAUCAAUGAAGCCUCUUGGAUUCCCACCAUAUUCACGUUAAGCAGUAUGGUCUCAUGCUGCUUGGGAGGUUGGUUUUCGGGCCGUUUUGGUCGGAGAGUCUGCAUUAUCAUUUGGCAAUCAGUGGCCUCGAUCUGUUGUGUGGUCACUUUCUUUGCCACAAACAAAUGGAUGAUAUUCAUUGCCCGUGGUGCCAUUGGAUUCGCUACUGGCAUGUCAUUUUCCAGCGUAGGUAUUUAUGUCUCGGAGACCGUCCAUAAGUCCCUCCGAAAUGCCGUGGGAUGCUUUCCAGCAACAUUCUUGGCCUUUGGAAUGCUGAUAAAUUUUGUUAUGGGAUAUUUCUUCCAUUGGCGGAUUGGCGCUUUGCUCUCAACCACACUUCCAGCUUUGAGUGUCGCCUGCAUGAUGCUUUUCCCAGAGUCUCCGUAUUGGCUGGUGGAACAAGGUCGAAAUGAUGAAGCCCAGAUAUCAUUGUUAUUUUACCGCGAAGAAGGCUUUGAAAACGAGCUUCAGGAAAUGUUAUCAAAGCACAAUGAAACGAGAGCCAAAUCCAAAGGCCAACCCACCAACACCUUCUGGCAUGCAUGUCAAACUUUGAGAACCAAGGCAUUUCUACAGCCCCUUUCUUGCGUUGGAGUUCUAUACAGUUUGAGCCAGUGUGCCGGCAUCCCUAUCCUGACGACGUAUAUGCCCGGAAUCUUUGAAGAAACGGGAGCAAGCUUGGACCCAGUCUUGGCCUCGGUGGUGGUGAUGAGCGUCCGAUUGGUAGCAGCAGGGCUGGCUUCCUUUGCAAUCCAUCAUAUUCCAAAGAAAUUGGUGUUUGUGUGUUCUUCAUGGUGCUUGUCGCUGUCCUUGGUCACCCUGAUGUUGUACAACGUGCUGCAGACAACGGAAGUGACUUCGCCUGACAUGAAGCACCUUGUGGAACACCACAAUUGGAUCCCAGUGGCGGCAACUGUGAUAGCCAUGUCAUGCCAUGCCCUUGGCAUAGUGAACGUCAUUCAUAUCCUAGUAGCUGAGGCCUUCCCUACCGAAAUUCGAAGUAUUUGUGCUGGUACCCUCCAGGCUUUCUCGAAUGCUCUUUGUGUCUGUGCUGUGAAAUCGUACCCAAAUUUUCUUAGCUAUUUUGGAUUUCCUUUUGCGUUUGGGAUCUAUGCGAGCGUGGCGUUUUUCCUAGGGUUGUGGGGUCUUUUGAAGAUCGAGCACAAUGAUGGACUAAGUUUGACCGAAAUAGAAAAACGAUUGGCCAAGGAUAUUGAAAAAUGUAAUAAAAUACGAAAAUGAUAUUUGGUGUCGUUUCAAAGGUUUACACGUGAGAAACGUGAGUCGACGAUCAUUGAGUCAAUUUGACGGAAAUAUGUUUUCUUUUUUUUUAUUUGGGUUGUCACGGGCUUUUCUAACCGCUACAGGAAAUGCA
This is a messenger RNA of Tigriopus californicus, 1837 nucleotides long. RefSeq names its product facilitated trehalose transporter Tret1-like. The record is from RefSeq and is a predicted model, not a curated record. Bases 295 to 1704 code for a protein of 469 amino acids. Lineage: Eukaryota; Metazoa; Arthropoda; Copepoda; Harpacticoida; Harpacticidae. Gene Ontology annotation, molecular function: transmembrane transporter activity. Gene Ontology annotation, biological process: transmembrane transport. Gene Ontology annotation, cellular component: membrane. The transcript is spliced from 5 exons.